Trachymyrmex septentrionalis is the source of this 411-nucleotide messenger RNA. RefSeq lists its product as uncharacterized. The transcript is spliced from 2 exons. Bases 180 to 377 code for a protein of 65 amino acids. Lineage: Eukaryota; Metazoa; Arthropoda; Insecta; Hymenoptera; Formicidae. The record is from RefSeq and is a predicted model, not a curated record.
GUAGAACCGUAGAACAUUCCAAAGAGGAGAGGAUCCUCUUUAAUACGUAUAUACGUACAAUUUUCGCGAAUUUCUGAAGAACGGUAUACAUAAUUUUUAGUGUCAUGCUAUAUCAAAAUACAGUUAUACAUUUUGUAUCAUACAUCGUAUAUACGUUCCAUUAAUUCUGAUAAGUCAUAAUGAGCCGACAAGUUGUUUUGAAAUUAUACAAAGACAUUCUGAGGUAUGGCGAAACUUUAAAAUUUACGAACAAGAAGUACUUUCGAUAUAGAAUCCGGACUGCUUUUAUAACUAAUAAAGAUCUGUCUGACGAGACGGCGAUAAACUUCCAAUUGCAGAAAGGUAUGAAAUUCUUGGAAGCUAAGAAAGUGGUUUAAGUCAUCAUUGGGUUUACUACGAGAGACAUUUUAU